ACAUCUUUAAAAAAAAAAAACUGAUUUGAGAUCAGACCGGCCCAACCCAACCAUCCAGAUUAGCUUCUUAGGUUGACAUCUUAAGAACAUAAUCUGAUUAAUGCUGCAAGAAGCUCAGAAGCAGCUACUUCCAGUUCCAUCCAGUCCCGUAACUGGGAUUCAGUGGCUUUGCUGGUGCCACAUGAGCUCCAAGGAGCUGCUAAGAGCAACCCGGGUGGUCCUCGGCCGUUAACACAGCCCCGGUUCCCUUCAAGGCCUUCGGCCGCAGAUGGUGGCUGCCAGAGGACCCCUCGGCCACUACCAUGAGGCCGACCGUGCAAAGGAGGGCCAGCCUCUCGGCCAACAUGAAGCUUGGGGUCUGUCAGAAGUGCUGCCGGACCCCCAACAAUGUGGACCUCUUCAUCCCCUUCUCUCAGGAGAAGCUGGUCAAGCGGUGGAGCUCCAUGGACAAUUUGGCCAACUGGGCCCAGGACAACGGCGAUGAACUGUCCCACCCGUGGGAUCCGUGUUUCUUGACCCUCAACGUUGGAGGCCAGCUCUUCCACAUUGCCCUCCGAGUGGCAGCCAAGUACCCCCUCACCAGGAUCGGGCAACUGGCCACCUGCACGGAUCCCGUGAAGAAACUGGAGCUCUGCGACGACUACUCGGUACUGAGGAACGAGUAUUUCUUCGACCGAAACCCUCUGGUCUUCAACCACGUCUUCCACUUCUACCACAGCGGCGUCAUGUGCAUCCUGACCGAGUUCUGCUCAGCCAACUUCCUGGAGGAGAUCGAGUACUGGGGGAUCCACAUGAAGUAUACCCAGCGGUGCUGCCGGAUCCUCUUCGAGGAGCAGCACGACGAGAUGGUGGAGUACCUGAAGAUCCAGCGGAUGCUGGAGGCCGAGCUGGAGACGGUCGAGAAGGAGGAGCACUUCGAGGGGAAGUUCCUGGGCCAGUUCCGGAAGGCCGUCUGGAACCUGAUCGAGAACCCGUACUCCUCCACCCUGGCUAAAUUCACGGCCAUCCUGUCCAGCUUGUGUGUCCUCUUCUCAGUCGUGGGGAUGACCCUCAGCACCGUGAAGGAGAUGCAGGACCAGACCACCAAGCAGUUCAUGCAGCACAUGGAGACCGCCUGCGCCAUCUUCUUCACCCUGGAAUACUUCAUGCGGCUGGUCUCCACCUCCAGCCCCCAGCAGUUCUUCCGGGCGGCCUUCAGCGCCAUCGACCUGGUGUCCAUCCUGCCCUUUUACAUCCAGGUCAUCUUCGAGUACCUGGGCGGGGAGGACGCCGAAGACAACGAGGAGAUGCACCAGAUGCGCAAUGUGGGGAAGCUGGGCAAGGUCCUGAAGCUCAUCAAGCUGAUGCGGAUCUUCCGUAUCCUCAAGCUGGCCCGGCACUCUACGGGGCUGAGGGCCUUCGGCUUCACCCUCCGGCAGUGCUGCCAGCCGGUCUGCUGCCUCCUCCUCUUCAUCGCCAUGGGCAUCUUCACCUUCUCCGCCCUCAUGCACUCCGUCGAGCACGACAUCCCGAACACCAACUUCACCAGCAUCCCUGACGCCUGGUGGUGGGCGGCCGUGAGCCUCUCCACCGUGGGCUACGGGGACACCGUGCCGGACACCUUCCUGGGCAGGGUGGUGGCCUUCGGCUGCAUCGCCUUCGGCAUCAUCCUCAACGGGAUGCCCAUCUCCAUCCUCUACAACAAGUUCUCCGACUACUACGCCAAGCUCAAGUCCCAGGAGGACAAGACCAGCGUGGCCCUCAAGACCCCCCGGAAGCAGACCCUCAAGGAGAGGUUCUGGAACAAGAUGAACCAACGCUGCUGACCCCAACGGCAGCAGCCGGGCAGCCCUGACCCCGGGCUCAGCCCAAGCCCCCCUCACUCCCCCACCCCGUGGCUUCCCACCCCCCACCCCCAGCCACGCCUCCACCCCGUCAGAUAGGUCCUGCCUCCGUGCCAGGCUGGCCAGUCAGGCCAUCUUUGCUCCCUCGCACCCGGGACAGCCAGCCAGCCUUGCCCUCCUUUCCCGGCCGACGCUGGGGGUGGGGGGGGGAAGGGAGGGGGCAGAGAUGGUGGGCAGGGGAGAUGGCGGAUUCCCCACCACCACCUUCCUUCCGUCUAUCCAGAGCUGAGCCGGCUGCCAUAAAAGCACAGGUAGUCCUUGACGUACAACAGUUCGCUUAAUGACCGUCCAAAGUUACGACGGCACCAAAAAACGUCACUUAUGACCGUUUUCCACAGUUGCGACCUUGCAACACCCCCGUGAUCAAAAUUCCGAUGCUUGGCAACUGACUCAUAUUUAUGACGGUUGCAGUGUCCCGGGGAUAAUGCGACGAUUCACUUAACAACCGGGUCACUAGCUUAACGAAUGCAAUGAUUCACUUAACAGCUGUGCCAAGAAAGGUCGUGAAAUGGGGGGAAACUCACUUAAACAAAUGUCUCACUUAGCAACAUAAAUUUUGGGCUCGAUUGCCGUCGUCACGGGAGGGCUAGAAGCCCCUGUAACCCCAACGUCUGUUUAGUCCUGGGUGGUUCAGCUUCGGCCUGGUCUUCUGAAGACCCACCUGGCAGCCAAGGGUUGGGAUUCGCUGGCAAGGCCCUGAUGCCCAAAGGAGCCUCGGAAACCGCCUGCCCUGGGCUUUCCCUACAGGCAACGAACCUAUCUAGCCCUCCUUCCUCCUCCUCCUCCUCUUUUCCCCACCACAACAACCCUGUGAGGUAGAUUGGGCCGAAAAAGAGGGGGGGUUGGGCCAAAGUCUCCCGGCCGGCUUUCACACCAGCUAAGGUGGGACUGGAACUCCCCGACUCCUGGC
Molecule: messenger RNA, 2793 nt
Organism: Ahaetulla prasina
Lineage: Eukaryota; Metazoa; Chordata; Lepidosauria; Squamata; Colubridae
Product: potassium voltage-gated channel subfamily V member 2-like
Exons: 2
Coding region: 303-1805 (500 amino acids)
Biological process (GO): protein homooligomerization; potassium ion transmembrane transport
Cellular component (GO): membrane; voltage-gated potassium channel complex
Molecular function (GO): delayed rectifier potassium channel activity
Source: RefSeq, a predicted model, not a curated record